Messenger RNA from Cryptomeria japonica (Japanese cedar), 1739 nucleotides. RefSeq names its product 7-deoxyloganetin glucosyltransferase. Gene Ontology annotation, molecular function: UDP-glycosyltransferase activity. The record is from RefSeq and is a predicted model, not a curated record. The transcript is spliced from 2 exons. Lineage: Eukaryota; Viridiplantae; Streptophyta; Pinopsida; Cupressales; Cupressaceae. The coding region runs from base 189 to 1595 and encodes 468 amino acids.
AUAGAAUAGCAUUAUGAAUUGAACUUGUCAUGUCAGUGAGAGGGACUUACGAUGCAUGUUUCUUCCUAAUGGUCUUUCAUCCUUGGCUGGUUGUUGGCUUCAACUCAUCCAUAGCUAGAUCAAUCUUCUCAGAUACCAAGUUCUUCAGUCACAGUUGAAGCUGCUUCUGAAGCCCAGUUCUGAUAAACAUGGCCAUAACGAAGAGACCUCAUGCUCUAAUGUUGGCCUUUCCUACUCAAGGCCAUAUUAAGCCCAUGAUACAGUUUGCCAAAAUUUUGUGUGCCCGAGGAUUCCACAUCACUUUUGUUAAUACUGAAAACAUGCAUGACAAAAUGUUGAAGUCUGGAUCGAUUCAGUCCAUGGGUGGGAUUAGUUUCGAAAGUAUUCCAGAUGGCCUUCCUCCGCAGCACGGUCGAACCAGCCACCAGAUUGACGAGCUCUGUAAAUCCCUCACAAAUAGUUGCUCCCCACAUUUCGAAAAGGUGAUAGAUAAGUUGAAUAACUCAGCAGAUGUCCCUCCCUUGAGCUGCAUUGUCUACAAUGGAGUUAUGAGUUGGGCUCAAAAAUCGGCCAAGAGAUUGGGAAUUCCUGGAGUAUCAUUCUGGACAGCCAGUACUUGCGGCUUCAAUAUUUACUUCUCAAUACCUCUUCUUGUGGAGAAGGGAUAUAUUCCUCUCAAAGAUAAAAGCUACCUCACGAAUGGAUAUCUGGAAGAAGAGAUCAGUUGCAUUCCUGGGAUGCCCACAUUGCGUAUGAAAGAUGUGCCAAGCUUCCUCUAUGACGCUACUAAUUACAUGCUUGAGUUUCUAGAAACCCAAUGCCAGUUAGCUCUUUCAGCAGAUUUCAUGGUGUUUAAUACAUUUGAUGAGCUAGAGGGCCCAAUAAUAGAAACACUUCGGCCAAGGAUUCCUGCGUACAGCAUAGGUCCUCUUUUACUUUCUGCAGCAGAAGAAACAGAUGGAUUAUCUGCAAGUAUAUUGACUGAAGAAACAAGCUGUGUCAAAUGGCUCGAUAGUCAAGACCCUCAUUCGGUUAUUUAUGUGUGCUUUGGAACCAUGGCAGUUAUCUCUGAAAGGGAGCUUGUAGAGUUUGCAUGGGGUCUAGAGGCCAGCAUGCAACCAUUUCUUUGGGCCAUUCGUGCAGAUCUUGUUAGUGGAACAUCUGCAGUGUUGCCUGUUGAGUUAAUGGAGAAAGUGAAGGGAAGAGGGUUUUUUGUAAGCUGGGCACCUCAGAUAGAAGUGCUCUCACAUCCUUCUGUGGGAGGUUUCUUAACUCACAAUGGAUGGAACUCCACAUUAGAAAGCAUUUGUGCAGGUGUACCCAUGAUUUGUUGGCCAUUCUAUGCAGAACAACAACUCAAUAGGACUUAUGUUAGCCAGAUUUGGAAAAUUGGGAUUUCAAUGAAUGAUUAUGUGACAAGAGGAGAGGUGGAAGAAAUGGUGAGGAAACUGAUGAAAGGGAAGGAAGGGGAAGAAAUGAGGAGGAGGAGUGCUGAGUUGAGAGAUUCUUCCAUUAAAGCUGUCAAGAAAGGAGGAUCUUCUUACAAUAAUUUGGAGAAGAUUUUAGAGGUGAUGGAGGGAAGAAACGAGUUAUGAUUGAUGUAAUUUAUCCUAGUUUGGUUGGACAUUCUAGUGAUUUCCAUUUUUAUGGGAAAUCAGGAAACUGUAACCAGUGAAUAAUUUGAUUGGACAUUCUUGUGAUUUCCAUUUUUAUGGCCAGUGAAUAAUUCUCUUUUUUCA